This is a messenger RNA of Corythoichthys intestinalis (scribbled pipefish), 10659 nucleotides long. It is a transcript of the gene nbeal1, whose product is annotated as neurobeachin-like 1. The record is from RefSeq and is a predicted model, not a curated record. Gene Ontology annotation, cellular component: membrane; cytosol. The coding region runs from base 334 to 8598 and encodes 2754 amino acids. Gene Ontology annotation, biological process: intracellular protein localization. Gene Ontology annotation, molecular function: protein kinase binding. The transcript is spliced from 55 exons. NCBI's taxonomy places the organism in Eukaryota, Metazoa, Chordata, Actinopteri, Syngnathiformes, Syngnathidae.
CAAUCCAUUGCAAGCAUCGCGUAGUGUUGGCCAACUUGACCCAUUCCCACUCUGGCAAACGUUGUGUGAUUUUCUACAUCCAGGUCCCAGGUGUCUUCCCAUUCUCUUCGGCAAAACCAAAACAAACAGGAAGCCGUUGGAUUUUAAUCUCCAGCAGCCAUUAACAACUUACUUCUUGGGAUUUCCGUGGAUUUCCCUGUUUAUGUGGGAUGCAACACCAGCGUGGGACGAUCAUCAUGUUGCUGCCCAGCAACCAAGAUUGAUUGAGUAUGAAGCUGCCACGAAAGUGACCUCUGUGGACCCUGCAGCCCAAGGGGGCACUCACAAGGCGCCAUGGCAUCUACCGAGAGACUUUAUGAAGUCUGGAUGCUUUACUGCACUAAGAGGGACCCAGACUACUUGAAGCUAUGGCUGGAGAGUUUCAUCAGCUCCUAUGAUAGAUGCCUGGACGUGGACUUUGAAAAGCCACCAUCAAGGCCAGAGGAUCCGCCCCCAGUAUUGAGUCUUCUCCCAGACAACAUCCUGCAGGUUUUGCGCCACCAGCUGCUGCAGUGUGUCCAAAAAGCCUCGGAUGGUCUGGAGCCUGAGCAGCAAAACCUGGCGCUACUGCUGCUCAAGUUCCUCAUCGUUGUCUGCAGGAACCUGUCCAAUGUGGAGGAGAUAGGCACCUGUUCCUACAUCAAUCAUAUCAUUGCCAUGACGACACUUUAUAUUCAACAGCUGAAGAGCAAUACCAAAGAGAAGGAGUUGGUGGACCAGAGCCAGGCAGAGGAGUUUGUCCGUCAUGCACUAGCAUUCUGCGAGAGCCUCUAUGACCCUUAUUGCAACUGGAGGCAUCGAAUCUGCGGGAAUCCACUAGGCACAGUCGAGAGAAGCAGACAGAAGUACAAAGCAGCCCCACUUACUGUGGAAUUUGUUCCCUUCUUUUACCAAUGUUUUCAAGAGAGCGAACACCUUAAAGAGAGCUUAAAAUGUUGUCUACUGCACCUUUUUGGUGCCAUAGUAGCUGGUGACCAGAGGAACGCACUGCUUGCCGUCUCUCCAGCCACCAUGGAGGUUUUGAUUCGGGUAUUGGUGGACUGCUCAAUGGGUAGUUUUUCCACAGGCGAGGGAGAGGACUGGGACAGUGAGGCGCCCGAUCGGAAAGCGUGCCUGACUUUGGGCUGUUUGAGAGUAGUGGUGCAGUGCCUCCUGGCCGCCAGCUCGGACCAGCGGCAAGUGGAAAUUGCCUCAGUGCUGGAAAACUACUUUAAGUUGCUCAACUCAGACCCAGCGGCUGUGGUUGCCACACGACAGCAAGAGCAGCAGCAAGCAAAAGGGCGAGUCCUGACACUGGGUAGGCACUGGGAGAGCCGUUUUGUGGCGCUGCAAGUACGAAUGCUAGACACAAUGAGGGACAUGUUCCUUUGUUCGGACAGGCCAGUUCUGCAAGCCAUCUUUCUCAACAGUAAUUGUUUUGAGCAUCUGACACGACUACUCCAGAACAGCAAGCUGGUUAACGCAAGGUGCACGGCGGCAGACAAGGACCAGAAAGAUAUAACCAACAACAGGUUACUGACAGGGGAGACAGACACUCAGGUGAUACGAGGACGGUUAGACUCGCUUGCUGUAGCAACGAUUAAAGCCCUAACCACAGUGAUGCAUAAAUCACCAGCUGCAAAGGAGGUGUUCAAGGAAAGGAUCGGUUAUAAUCACUUGUAUGAAAUUCUCGUUUCGCUCGGCCAGCCAUCUCGACACCUUCUUAAAGAGUUGAUGAACAUGGCAGUGGAGGGUGAACAUACAUCAGUGGGCCUUUUGGGAAUCAGCAAUGUGGAACCUUUGCUCCUGCUGGUCCAGUGGCUGCCAGAAUUGGACUCAUCCGAGUUGCAGAUUUUUGCUGCCGACUGGCUCUGUCGCCUCGUCUGCCUUAAUCGCCAGACACGUGCCAUCUGCGUCAAUGCCGCAAUGGUCUUGAGAGCACUGGCUGUUCUCGAGUGCCACCGGCAACUACACAGAGUGUGUGCAGAGAGCCUUUUGCGAUUAGUAGGCUGUCUUGGUUCCCAUUCAUUGAGUGCCAAGGAUCUCCUUAGGCUCCUGCACCUGCUUAGGCCUCCAGAAUCUAGCCAAGCGCACCCUUAUGUGGGUCCUGCUCUAAAAGCUCUCUUAGCUAUGGUACGUAAGCAGGGUCUGGAAAGCGCAAUGCAAUACUUUGAUCUUUCGCCCAGCAUGGCUGGCAUCGCAGUUCCAACGGUGCAGCGCUGGCCAGGCACUGCCUUCAGCUUCCUAGCCUGGUUGUCCCUGGACCAGGAUCAAUUGGGUCCAUUCAGCAAAGACAAGAGAAAACAGCUCUACAGUUUUUUCACCUCGGGUGGCACAGGGUUCGAGGCCUUUAUUAGCGCUGCGGGAGUGCUGGUGGUGGCUGUUUGCACAAAGAAGGAAUACGUCACAGUCAUGCUGCCUGACAACUGCUUCUGUGACUCUCUCUGGCACAGCAUUGGUGUGGUGCACGUACCAGGAAAAAGGCCAUUUGGGCAGAGUCUCGUAUACAUAUAUGUGGACGGACAGCAAAAGCUAUCUGCCCCCCUCAAGUACCCCACCAUGACAGAGCCGUUCACCUCCUGUUGCAUAGGCUCAGCAGGCCACAGGACCACCACUCCCCCGCCAUCCCAAAUACCUGACCCGCCCUUCUCAUCAACCACCUCGCCCAGCACACGCCCCUCGUUGGGGAGCAUCCUUUCACCACAGACCUGGGGGGUACUACUGAGUGGAAAGCCCGAGUCUGUGACAAAGCUCAUCUCGGCGGGGACGCAGGACAGCGAGUGGGGAAGCCCCACAUCUUUGCAGGGUCAGCUGGCAAGUGUCAUGGUAUUCCAUGAAGCCCUGCAGCCCAACCACAUUAAAGCCUUCUGUAGUGCUGGACCAAACUGUGUAUCUCCUUUAAAAGCGCUUGAGUCAGAACUCGGUGACCUUUCAAGCAAAUUGCUGCUACAUUAUUCACCAAAGGCGUGUCAAAAUCCUAUCUGUCUGGAUCUUUCUCCCAACAAACUGCAUGGGCGCCUGACUGGGAAGAAAGUUGUUAACUGGGACAUCAAGGAUAUGAUCAAUUGCGUAGGCGGGCUGCAAGUGUUGUUUCCAAUACUAGAGCAGCUGGCUCUCAUGACACCUGAUCAACAGAAUAAUGACGCUUCAACCGGUUCAGACUUCAUCACCCCAGAUGUAACUUCUCCCGGUGAUGGAGAAUGGGUCAUUCUUCCAUCUAAUAGGGCUUCAGAAGCACGCCUGGAGAAGAAUCUGGUGGCUACCUUACUUUUGGUGCUGAAACAUUUUCUGCAAAGACAUACUAUAAAUCAGGAGAAUCUGCUUCAUUCACACGGUGUUGCAACUCUUGGAGCUUUGCUUCAGAAGCUUCCAGGAGGACACAUCGAUGUGAAUGUCCUUGUGGCUAUGCAACUGCUAAUAGAGCAGGUGACAUAUGAGAAGAACCAGGGUCUGCUGCAACAACUUCACACACAUCUGCUGUUCAACUUUAACAUCUGGAACAAAGGAGACUUUCCUUUACGUAUUGGUCAUAUACAGUACAUGUCAACUGUCAUCAAAGACAACAGAAAGCUGUUUCGUAAAAAAUACGGAGUACGAUUCCUUUUGGACAUCAUACGCCUCUACUACGGGAAAAACAGCAAUAAAGAGAGUGACCUGAGUGAGGAUGACAUUCUUAACAUCCGGACAUCGAUCUGUGACCUCAUCAAGUACUACAUCAGCAAGGGCAUAUCCCAGGAAGAGAUGCAAAGCAUUAUUGGAUACAUCGCUGCCAUCGGGAAUGAAGAGCAGAUUUGCGGGCUAUUCGAGAUGUUACUCAGCCUCCUUCAAAGCAGUCCAUCCAGAGACCAACUCUUUCUGCUCCUCUUCGAGCCUGGAGCCGCUGACUCCUGCUACGCUCUUCUACUCAACAACAAACACUCCGACCGGCUUCGGGAGCUUGUCUUCAAGCUGUUUGAGCGCAUGUUGCGGUGCGACCGCAUCUAUGAGAAAAACAAGCAGCGGUUAAGACUGAGGGAGGCAGGUUACAGCGGCCUGUCGCUGCUUUUCACUGAUCUUCACAUCACGCCGACGCUCAUUCGUUGUCUCCUCAAUCAGGUCCUUCAUACAGAUCAAGUGGUGAACUACAAGGAUCUCAUGGCAUUGGUGCAGCUCACUCAUCGAACCGGACCCAGUGUACGGCUUCUUGUCUGCAAAAGGGUGUACCAGCUCCUCCAGUCCCAACAAGAUGCCGCUCACUUAAUUUCAAAGCAGCUGUGUUGGCAAGAUACACUGGCACGACUGUACCUGCGUGGUGAAGGCUCAAUGCCAUCGCGAGGUGCCGACACCGUCAGCACCAGCAGCCUGGACUUGAACCAAUCCAUCGGAAGCAAUAAUAACCGCCUGGAAUUGCCGCUACCCCGUAGAACAAGGGCGGGGAGUUCUGGCCGCUUGGACCGCCUAGAGGAUGACUGGAUGAGCAUAGGUGACACUCGCUCUGUAGACAGCAUGGAAAACAGCGAUGUCAUCUCACUACUGGAUACGCCGUCAUCUUCCGCUUCUGCUGAGCCACAUAUCCAAGUCAAGCCCUGGUCAGUUGGAAAAUCCGGGGGCUUGACGCUCGAUUUGUCUCACCUGCAAGCUUAUGAAGGCUUGGACAGUGGCAGCCAGACACCUGGAAGUAUGCCCAGCACGCCCUCUCCAAUAGAGGCACCAAAGCCUUUUCCAGGGAACUCUGGAAGUUUAGAUCAGACCGCUCCACAGACUGAGGACAGCUUCCUCUUCAGUGACAAUCUCUCACUGGGGGAGUCGUUUAAUAAUACCGAGCGGGCUGAAGAGGAAUUGUGCAGCAUGUUGCAGGAGAUAGUGCUAUGGGUGAUGUGGCGUGGAGUUGAAGGUUCAGACGAUUCAGCGUGGCAGGAGCGUGGCCAAGUCUUUUCAGCUCUCACCAAACUUGGAACUGCCAACGAGCUCCUACUACCUGUGGACCAAAUCAAACUCAGUCUGAUGGAACGUAUGCUGGAAUGGGCCGUGACUGACAACCGUGAGGCAUCAGCUGCCACAUUGCCUCAACACACGGAGAACGCGGUCCGGCUACUACACAUCGUGCAAGAUUUUCUACAAGCUGAAGGCUUGAUCAACCCAGCCUUGUGGACAGAGAAGGUGCUAGAGGAAACUGUGACACUGAUGGACUGCCUCAUGGUGUGGUACUCUGCUGGCACGCAGUGGUUCCAGCUCUCCCAAGUUGGACUCCGAUUGUUGCUAGGCUUCAUGGCCCAAGAGGAACCAGAGGUGUGCGCCUUAGCCACCGCCAAGCUCAAUUUUAUUCUACAAAUGAAGGAAAUAUCCAGUCAGGAUGAGGCUUGCUACCUGCUGGGGAAGGUUGAGUGCAUCCUGCGGCGCUCUGUCCAGGAAAAGACAGAGGAGAAAUACUCAUUCUUGGUUCCGCUGCUGCGAACACUCCUCUCCAAAGUUCACCGCAUCCUCUAUAUGGAGCUACACCUGCCCCAACUGCCCGACACCAACGGCAGCCCGUCUUUCUUUGAAGACUUCCAGAUAUACUGCAAUUCACCCGAGUGGCGUGUCUAUCUGGAUAAAUAUAUUAUUCCGUACAUGAAGCAGUAUGAAAUUGAGACCUUCAGUCAGGGUCAUGAGAGCAUGGCACUCUAUUGGAAGGAGUGCUAUGAGGCCUUCAUGGUCAGCCUGCACAGGAGAGAGCGAGAAAGGGGGGAGAGCAAGAUCUGCUUUCAGGAGCAGUUUGUCGAGCCCUUCUCCCGUCGAAGCCGCCAGGAGAACCUGAGGUACAACAGCAUGUUAAAGCAACAGCAUAGCCAGACCAGUGCCUCUAUCAGACAGUGGAAGGCAGCUCGGAGGGGCCUUGUUUGUGAAAGGGGGCCCUGGGCUGAAAGGCAUCUAAAGACGAUGCACUGGAAGCUCUCCAGCGCUGAGAACUUUUCCCGCAUGAGGCUAAAGUUGAUUCGUAAUUACAACUUUGACCCGUAUCGGGAGGCCAGUGCCCUGCGAGACAACCUCGGUGUUCAUCAGCAGUUUAUCAACCCGGAAUCUCUCCUGCUGGAGGCUGUGAAGCAGGUCAAAGUCACCAACCUGGAAGACGACAUUUUGGAGCUGCCAGAGGAUGACUUGGCAGCAGCAAAUAACCAAAUUGAAGCAGAGGAGGCAGGUCAAAAGGAGAAACUUAUUCUGUGGGAAGAUUGCCAGCUGGUGACAGUGGUUGAUGUAGUACCCGGCCGACUGGAACUCACCACCCAGCACAUCUAUUUCUACGACAGCAGCCAAGAGAAGGACGAAGGUGUGGGCCAUGACUUCAAAUGGCCCCUGAGUCAGAUCCGUGAGGUCCACCUAAGGCGAUAUAAUCUACGACGUUCCGCUCUGGAAAUAUUCCUUAUUGACCAAACCAACUACUUUCUCAACUUCAAGAAAGAGGCAAGAAAUAAGGUGUAUGACCGCAUGUUGCUACUGAGAUCCCUCAGUUUGUAUGGAACCCGGUCACCGCAAGAGCUCCUGAAGGCCUCUGGACUAACACAGAAAUGGGUCAACCGAGAGAUUUCCAACUUUGAUUACCUGAUGCAACUCAACACAAUAGCUGGCAGAACAUACAACGAUCUGGCCCAAUAUCCAGUGUUUCCCUGGAUUCUGGCAGACUACACUUCCGAAGAACUCGACCUUUCAGAUCCCCUGGUAUUCCGGGACUUAUCAAAACCUGUGGCAGUACAAAACACCCGCAAUGCUAAGGCUGUUAGGGAGAAGUAUGAAAGUUUUGAGGACCCAACGGGAACCGUUGACAAGUUCCAUUAUGGCACCCAUUAUUCAAGUGCCGCUGGGGUGAUGCACUACCUGAUCAGAGUUGAGCCCUUCACUUCCCUACACAUCCAACUACAGAGCGGACGGUUCGACUGUGCCGACCGCCAAUUCCACUCCAUUCCAGCUACAUGGCUGACUCUCAUGGACAACCCAAAUGAUGUCAAGGAGCUCAUCCCUGAGUUUUUCUAUUUCCCAGAGUUUCUUGAGAACCACAACGAUUUUGACCUGGGUCGCCGGCAGAUAACUAAAGAAAAAGUCAAUGAUGUCAUUCUGCCCAAAUGGGCCAAGUCCCCUGAGGACUUCAUUUAUAAACACCGCAAAGCCCUGGAGUCAGAAUAUGUGUCGGCGCACCUUAAUGAGUGGAUUGAUCUGAUUUUCGGUUACAAGCAGAGAGGUCCUGCGGCGGUGGAGGCCCUCAAUGUUUUCUACUACUGCACUUACGAGGGAGCUGUCGAUCUUGAUGCCAUCACUGAUGAAAAGGAACGGAAGGCCCUUGAAGGCAUGAUCAGCAACUUUGGGCAGACACCUUGCCAGCUACUCAAGGAGCCCCAUCCAAUUCGUCUUUCCCAGGAAGAUGUGGAGAAGAGGAAGGCUCUGCUUGACUCGUGCCCUAUGGUUUUGUUUGAACACCUCAGCAACCUAAAAUCCUUCUUUGUGGAGGGCAUCAGUGACAAUGUACCACUGGUUAAAGCUAUUGUUCCAAAGAAUCAGUCCCACUCCUUCAUCAGUCAAGGAAGUCCAGACACUAUGGUGACAGUAAGUCAAAACUGUCUUUUUGGGACCCAUGGGUGGCUGCCCUACAACAAGAGUAUCUCCAACUACUUCACCUUCAUUAAGGAUCCCACAGUGUCCAACUCCAAAACCCAGCGUUUUCUGUCAGGACCCUUCGCACCCGGCGUGGAAGUAACGACGGGGCUAUUUGUGGUCUCGCACGAUGGAAAAUUGCUCUUCAGUGGUGGACACUGGGACAACAGCCUCCGGGUUACUUCGCUUGUUAAGGGCAAGUCUGUUGGGCAGCACAUCAAACACAUGGAUAUCGUAACCUGCCUGUCAACUGACCACUGCGGGAUCCACCUCAUCUCCGGCUCCAGAGACACUACCUGCAUGGUGUGGCAGGUUCUACAGCAGGGUGGUGCUCCAGUAGGUCUGCAUCCUAAACCUGUUCAGGUCUUAUACGGCCACACGGAUGAGGUAGUCAGUGUCAGUAUCAGCACGGAGCUGGACAUGGCUGUGUCUGGAGCACGGGACGGAGUCGUGAUCAUCCACACCGUUCGCAGAGGUCAGUACGUGCGUUGCUUGCGACCGCCAAGCGACAGCUCCUUGCCUCUUUCCAUCCUCCACCUGGCUGUGUCCUGGGAAGGUCACCUGCUAGUCCACACUUGUCUGGAAGGCAAGGCAACACUAAAAGAUAAAAACGCCCUCCAUCUCUACUCUGUUAAUGGGAAGCACCUUUACAGUGAACAUCUGAAGGAGCAGGUGACCGACAUGUGCGUGUCAGGGGAGUUUGUCGUUACUGGAAGUGAGCAAGGCUACUUGUCCAUUCGAGAUCUCUACAGUCUGAAGCUGUGUGCGGAGCCCAUGGCCAUGCGGGUGCCCGUGCGCUGCGUCUCCGUCACCAAGGAACAGAGUCAGAUCCUGGUGGGCUUACAGGACGGCAAGCUGAUCAUCGUGGGCGUGGGCAAGCCGGCCGAGCUACGUUCAGGCCACAUCACACGGAAGCUGUGGGGCUCCACCAAGAGGCUGACCAGGAUCUCCUCGGGGGAGUCUGACCACGUCGUCUAGCACGAGCCCCUCCCUGAUCCUUAAACCCCACUCCCUUCAUGUCACCCGCCGCACCUUCACUGACGUCAGGUUGCUUUAUUUUGUCUCAUCCAAGUGAAUUUUGUCAUACUAAAAGUUUACUUCCGACUGACCGAAUGGCGCUGGCGCUAUGGUUCAGAUCCAGAAGUGAGCGCAGCUUUCAUCUUUUCAUGUUGCUUGUGUGUCUCCAUAUUUUCAAGUGGCCUUUCUGUCCUCCUUUUGUUUGAGAAGCCUCAAAGCUGCCGCUCAGCAUUCAUACAUCGUGAGACGGCUCACUUAAAAGACCAAAACUCUCAGCCUUUCCAUUCUUGUGGUGCUUCUGUUUAUUUUGUUGAGCUUAGUUGUUUAAUUCUUUAACAGGACAAGUGAUUAUUUUUGGUCAUUAAAAUUGUCCAAUUUAGUGUCAAACUAAAUUGACGUAAGGUUCAAUCAUAAUGAUAUUUUUUUUUUAAUUAUUGAUCCUUCCUUUUUUAUACUUUUUAUGAAUAAAUAUCAAUAAAACCAAGAGUGAUGGAAGAAAAAUAUUUUAUUUGUAGUAAUUGAAAGCUUACAACAUGCCAUUUAAGAAACACAUUUUCAUUUAAAAAUGGCGUCCUCCUGCAUGAAAAAAACGUGAAUUUUUGCAUAUUUGCAGACAUGAGCAAGUGGCAACAUUGUGAGACGGUGACAUUGAGCAAGCAAACAAUCUGCAAUUUUAGUAUCCAUCGUGACUACAGGAAUCUGAAGCUAAGCGGCACAAAAAAUUGUAUACAGUUACGGGCAAAAACGUACAAUUUGAGCAAAAUUCGCCAAAAACUUAUCCAUUUAUUUCUAACAGCCAAAAUUUCCCAUUGAUUUGCAAUGGCCCUGUUUGCCGUUCAUUUCAACGGCACAAAAACUUCCAUUCACUGCUGUUGAUUUCCAAUCCAGACUGACAAUAAUCUACAUUAGCACACCCAAAAUCAACAAAAAGUGACCCCUGAAAUGCACCCAACUCAACAUGACAUGAGCAAGUGGCAGCACUGUGAGACGGUGACAUUGAGCAAGCAAACAAUCUGCUAUUUAAGUUACCAUGGUGACUUCAGGAAUCUAAAGCUAAGGGGCACAAAAGUUGUAUACAGUUUUGAGCAAAAUUCGCCAAAAACUUACCCAUUUAUUUCUAACGGCCAAAAUUUCCCAUUGAUUUGCAAUGUCCCUGUUCGCCGUUCAUUUCAACGGCACAAAAACUUCCAUUCAUUGCUGUUGAUUUCCAAUCCAGACUUGCAAAAAUCUACAUUAGCACACCCAAAAAUCAACAAAACGUGACCCCUGAAAUGCACCCAACUCAAUAUGACAUGCGCAAGUGGCAGCACUGUGAGACGGUGACAUUGAGCAAGCAAACAAUCUGCUAUUUAAGUUACCAUGGUGACUUUAGGAAUAUAAAGCUAAGCAGCACAAAAGUUGAAUCAAGUUUUGGGCAAAAUUCGCCAAAAAUGUACCCAUUUAUUUCUAACAGCCAAAAUUUCCCAUUGAUUUGCAAUGGCGCUGUUUGCCGUUCAUUUCAAUGGCACAAAAACUUCAAUUCACUGCUGUUGAUUUCCAAUCCAGACUGGCAAAAAUCUACAUUAGCACACUCAAAAAUCAACAAAAAGUGCCCCCUGAAAUUCACCCAACUCAACAUGACGUGACAAUUACAUACAUAAUUACAAUACAGUAACUGACAAAUAAAAUGAAAAAAAAAAGUUUAAGUCCCCAAUGACACAAAUGUUGUUGUAUUGGUUGUUUUUUUUUUCUUUCUUUUUUUUUACCUAAUUGGCUGCCAUUGAACAUCCAACCCAUUUUGACCGGAAGGGGUUCUAACACCCUCAAUGGCACUGAAACAUGAGCAUUCCCAGACAGUUCCCCCAGUUUAAAUGAUUUGGCCAUUUAUAAUUGCCAUUCUAUCAUUGACAACAGUCAAUAAUUUAAUCCUAGGUUUACUCUAUUUUUAAAUAUAAAUAUAUACAGUCCCUGACAAAAGUCUUGUCGCUUAUUCAUUUUGUAGAAACAAUUGCUAAUAACCUGACUUUUAAUGAUUCAAUUGGU